ACAUUAUACAGAUAUCUAUUCAUCUCUGUUGUGUGUGUGUGUAUAUAUGUAUAAUUAAUUAGUGAGUUUUCGGUUUUGCUGGUGUGUAGUUUCAUUUAUUAAUUUCAAUUACUUUACUUAUAUAGUUAACUUUAUUUACUACUUACCAUAUUCAUUUAGAAGAUUCGUCAUAACGCUUAAUUACAUCCUCUUUAAAUUUGCCAGUUAUUGUUGCUAUUAAUGCGAACAAUAAUAUACUUGCUCUUUAAAUAAAUAUCUGUAGAGAGUUUGUAAGUUAAAGCCUCUUUUUAAUUUUAAUCAUAUAAUUUGUGCAUCGCGUUAGUGAUUUUUAUUAUUAUUAAGCACGAUGGCUACAUUGGAUGAUAAAAUAUUGGGCGAGAAAUUACACAACUAUUGUAGCAGUAGUGAAGAUGAAGGCGAAUCUGAUUAUGAAGAUAGUCGAAGCGGCGAUGAGGAAGGCAAUCCUCCUAAGCCCGAGGUUUGUGCUGAGCAGCCGUCUAUUAAUAACUGGACGGGUUCUGCUAGUAAUACUGGGCCCAAAGGCGUUUUGGAAGAUUGGAGAAGAUUCAAACAGUUAGAGGCGGAAAAUCGGGCAGAACUGGAAAAAGAACGGAUUGCACUCGCGAAAAAACUCACUAUGUCUGUCAGAACACAAAGAGAAGAAGAACAAGUUAAAGAAACUGACGAAUUGGAAGAUGAAUUAAAUGAGUUAAUUGAUGAAGGUUUUCUAAUGAAAUACCAGCAGCAGAGAAUGCAGGAGUUGAUGUCACAGUUACAGAAAACUCCUAAAUUUGGUAAAGUUGUUACAUUAAAGAGCCAAGAGGAGUUUUUGAAUGCUAUUGAUAAAGAAGAUCCCAAAGUGACUGUUGUUAUUCAUAUAUACAGCAAUAAUGUUGCAUGCGAGACAAUGGAUGGUUGUCUGAAUGUUUUGGCAGUUGAUUACCCAACAAUGAAGUUCUGCCGGAUAUCAGCAGAUAUAACAGGCCUCAGCAGGCAUUUCCGUGUGGAAGGUACACCUGCAUUGCUGGUAUAUAAAGCUGGUCAAAUUAUUGGUAACUUUAUUCAGCUGGCUACUGAGCUUGGCAAUGAUUUUUUUGCGACAGACAUUGAGCGCUACCUUAUAGAAUAUGGAAUGUUACCAGAAAAGUAAUUUUUUUUUUCAAAACUAUUUCCUUUAUAAAACUAACUUAACAACUUUAUUGAUAAUUAUUUUAGAAUUAAUUAGAUAAGGGAAAAUGUUCACAAAAAAUUUCAUGAAUAAUGUGAUUCAAUCAAGUUUUAAAUACUGUAUGUACUGCCAUAUUUUACUUAAGAUGUGUGUCUGAUUGGUUGGAGGCAUUUAAAAUAUAAUAUUUUUAAUAAGUAGAAGUUUUAACUAUAAACUUAACUAUAAUUUUUGAGGCUGUAGGUAUGAAAUGAAUAGUAAAAUUAGUUUUGUUUUCUUCUUUUUUAAAGGUAAUUAAGUUUUGCUGAAAUUAUCACAGAAACACUAAAUGAAAUGACCUAACAACAAAUCAAAUAAUUUGAUGAAUGUUUUUUUUUAUUUGUACUAUGAUCUGAUUAUAUCCCUACAUUAUGUUAUUGUCUUCUCAAUUAUCUCUGGCAUGAUUUUAGUACAAUAUAGCUUGUGCAAGGGACCAGCUUGUGUAAUAAAAACUUGUCUGUGGUUUUGUUGAAAUUUUUUACAUUGAACCAUACCAUCGUAAUGUUUAAAAAACUCAUUAACUACCUCUUAUAAGUUUCAAAAUGAAAUUAAAAUUAUUUGAAAUAAA
This is a messenger RNA of Galleria mellonella (greater wax moth), 1772 nucleotides long. RefSeq names its product phosducin-like protein. Gene Ontology annotation, biological process: regulation of G protein-coupled receptor signaling pathway. NCBI's taxonomy places the organism in Eukaryota, Metazoa, Arthropoda, Insecta, Lepidoptera, Pyralidae. Bases 347 to 1150 code for a protein of 267 amino acids. The record is from RefSeq and is a predicted model, not a curated record. The transcript has a single exon.